Rubroshorea leprosula is the source of this 766-nucleotide messenger RNA. The record is from the annotation of a GenBank genome assembly. Lineage: Eukaryota; Viridiplantae; Streptophyta; Magnoliopsida; Malvales; Dipterocarpaceae.
UCUUCCUUUUCAUUUGUUCGCCGCCUCCCUCUCCGUCCGCAGCUCUCUCACUGAGACACAACCCAACGCCGCAGCAAAAUGCCGUUCAAGAGGUACGUGGAGAUCGGAAGGGUUGCCCUUGUUAACUAUGGGAAAGAGUACGGGAGGCUCGUCGUCAUCGUCGAUGUCGUCGACCAGAACAGAGCACUAGUUGAUGCUCCUGACAUGGUGAGAGGCCAAAUGAAUUUCAAGAGACUUUCUCUAACUGAUAUCAAGAUUGACAUUCCCCGGGUUCCAAAGAAGAAGACGCUCAUUGAUGCAAUGGAGAAGGCUGAUGUGAAGAACAAGUGGGAGAAUAGCUCAUGGGGUAGAAAGCUAAUUGUCCAGAAGAGGAGGGCAGCUCUCAAUGACUUCGACCGUUUCAAGAUAAUGCUGGCUAAGAUUAAGAGGGCUGGGGUAGUCAGGCAAGAGCUUGCUAAGCUGAAAAAGAAUGCAGCCUGAAGUGUUAUUGUGUUUUGACAGUUUUCCCAUCAAAAUUAUCAAGUCCAUUUUGAAUGUUCUCUUUUUGCUUGCUUCCCUAUUUAGUCAGAGAUUAAAGUAGUGAGGACACACAAUUUGUUCCAAAUAUGACAGAUAUUGUAGUGAUUCUAUUUGGAUAUUGUUAUUUUUAGUUAUCAAUGUGGUUUCUGGUGGUAAUAGUCCUUCCCUUCUUUUGAGAAUUGUGGUAAUUUUAUAGUGUAUCCCUCCAUUUCCAAAUCCUAUGUUGCCAUAAAAUUUCAUCAGAUGA